Iphiclides podalirius (scarce swallowtail) is the source of this 408-nucleotide messenger RNA. The record is from the annotation of a GenBank genome assembly. Lineage: Eukaryota; Metazoa; Arthropoda; Insecta; Lepidoptera; Papilionidae.
AUGGCACGUACCAAGCAGACCGCGCGUAAGUCCACUGGAGGGAAAGCCCCUCGCAAACAAUUGGCUACCAAAGCGGCGCGAAAAUCUGCGCCUAGCACUGGAGGUGUUAAGAAGCCCCAUCGUUAUCGUCCGGGUACUGUUGCUCUUCGUGAAAUUCGUCGUUACCAGAAAUCCACUGAGUUGUUGAUCCGUAAGCUGCCGUUCCAGCGACUUGUGAGAGAAAUCGCUCAAGAUUUUAAGACUGAUCUCAGAUUUCAGUCCGCAGCUAUUGGCGCUUUGCAGGAAGCCAGUGAGGCCUACCUCGUAGGUCUGUUUGAAGACACCAACUUGUGCGCUAUCCACGCCAAACGCGUCACUAUCAUGCCUAAAGAUAUUCAGCUUGCCCGACGAAUCCGCGGCGAGCGCGCU